UGGUUCAGAGCAACACAAAGUGACGGAGGGAAAAGACGCAGCAGCAAAACUUUGGAAAAAUCUCUUCAAAAUAGGCUGCCUGUCAUCUGUGCACUAUGGCUGUCAGCACAUAUGAGUGCCUCAUACGUCACUGACAUCCUGCACUGCGCGCGACGGCUCACACACCAGAAAAGGAAACCUGCAAGUGGAGCAAGUGGACCUGUCCUGCUAAUGGCGCUGCCGGGACUAUUUUUGGUCUUAUCAGCCUGCAUCUUUGGGCUUAACCAUGUGGAAGCAACACAAGACAUGUCGAACCUCUGUUCCAAUGGGCUCGAGGUGAUCUAUCCAGAACUGGACAUUGACAAAUGCCUCACCAUUCCACAGAAUAUGAGAAAGAAGAUCAGCCAUGUCUGGGGAGCUCCCAAGGUUUACUUCCCUGCAGCAGACGAGAAAAGCCUGUACGUUCUGGUGAUGGUCGAUCCUGAUGCUCCAAGCAGUACCAGCGGUACCUACUGGAGGCACUGGGUCGUCACGGACAUAAAGGGCAGUGCACUCAAGAAAGGACGAGAAGUGAAAGGAACUACUCUCACAGGUUAUUACCCUCCAACUCCACCACGGGGAACUGGUUUUCACCGAUACCAGUUCAUCUUGUAUCAGCAGCCAGCAGGCAGGGUCAUGUCACUGCCCGGCCCGGAAAACCCACCCCGCGGUAAAUGGAAUCUUAACGCCUUCAUCGAAACUAAUGUUUUGGGUCCACCUGAUGCCGCUGUGCAGUUUCGCACCCAAAACUAUGAAGAUUGAAGGGUUUUCAGAUAAUAUAAUCCAUCAGUACAAUAAUAAAAAUAUCUCCUCACUUUGAAUUGACAUUGUAUAGAUUCCUCAAAGCUUGUAUAAGGUCUGCUUUUUUCCCCUCUAUCUUAUCACUGAAUGAGAAAGACAUUUCCACUCUGUGUUAAACAAACUGCCUGGUUUUGAUGUUGCCCCGUAACUCUGUCAAGUAGGGUGAAGCUAAGGAUACGGGAGAUAGACUUUGACCUCACUGGGGAUUUCUUAUUAGUUUCCAAACACUACCGACAAGAAAAGGAAGAUGGCCCGAUAUCACAACUUGGUGUGGAAAGAGUUGAUUCUAAUUCAGGGGCGGAAACACGUCAGGGCCAAAAAAAGGAAGUGGGAGGUGAAACCGAGACCGCAACACAGCCGGAUGCCGCAGUGGAACUUGAACCAAAAUACUCUUCAGAGUGACAGGACAGGGGGAGGGGCUGCAGGGCCUGUGGUGUGUCGGGUGAAAGGAACUUGCUGUUUGUGUAAUUGUUUAUCAUAUUUCCUUUGACCACUUUCACCCCUAUUGGAAACACUGAGCUACUUUAUAAUCCUUGAUUGAUAUUUUUUAAGUAAAAACAUCCUGUUCUAAAGACUGAAA
Sphaeramia orbicularis (orbiculate cardinalfish) is the source of this 1399-nucleotide messenger RNA. It is a transcript of the gene pebp4, whose product is annotated as phosphatidylethanolamine binding protein 4. The coding region runs from base 112 to 780 and encodes 222 amino acids. The transcript has 9 exons. NCBI's taxonomy places the organism in Eukaryota, Metazoa, Chordata, Actinopteri, Kurtiformes, Apogonidae. The record is from RefSeq and is a predicted model, not a curated record.